AUGGUGCCUCUGCUCAAGACCCCAAGUGAACAGAGAGCGAAAUGGGAAAGCAGUGUUUCAAGAAGCCAAGGAGAAGUCAGAGAAGUACAACACACCUAUCACUGGUACUCGUCCAACCUACAGAAACGGGCCCGGGUAGAUGAAUACAAGCCCUGGCAACACACUACUGUCCGGGCGAAUGCUUCCAAAAUGUUGUGGGUCAAGCUGCAGGAGGCUUUGGAUGAGCUGAAUAAUUCCCUAAAAAAGUUCACAGAGAAGUUCCUGCAGGACAAGCCCUUCAUUGUGAGCAGUGAGAUUUCUCUGGCAGACCUGGUGGCUAUCAGAGAGUUCAUGCAGCCCGUAGGUGCUGGUUGCCACAUCUUUGAGGGCUGGCCCAAACUGGUGACAUGGCACAGCCAGGUGGAGGAAGCUGUGGGGAAGGAGCUCUUCCAAGAAGUGCACGAAUGGAUCCUGAAUGCCCAGGAUUUGAGGAAAGUCCAGAUUGACCCACAGAUGAAGGAGGAAAUGAAGCCCAAGAUGCUGAAGUAGGAGGAAAUGUGAAGUAUUCUUUCACUGCUAGACUUUUCUGAAUGUUUUUCUAAAUCCAACCCCCGAAAUUCCCCUGAUAUGUGUAAUUACCCUGUGCCAAGAAGAAAGAACUUGCCACACGUUUCACUUGAGUAAUGGAACUUUUCCACGUGUUCUGUCUUUAUCCUCUAACAGUAAACCACAGCAGGGCACUUUAAAAUUAGACCUUUUUUCCCUUAACCAUUGCCUUUUUGU
Molecule: messenger RNA, 762 nt
Organism: Trachemys scripta elegans
Lineage: Eukaryota; Metazoa; Chordata; Testudines; Emydidae
Product: glutathione S-transferase theta-1-like
Exons: 4
Coding region: 1-528 (175 amino acids)
Biological process (GO): glutathione metabolic process
Cellular component (GO): cytoplasm
Molecular function (GO): glutathione transferase activity
Source: RefSeq, a predicted model, not a curated record